Molecule: messenger RNA, 828 nt
Organism: Perognathus longimembris pacificus (Pacific pocket mouse)
Lineage: Eukaryota; Metazoa; Chordata; Mammalia; Rodentia; Heteromyidae
Product: kallikrein-1-like
Exons: 5
Coding region: 1-786 (261 amino acids)
Biological process (GO): proteolysis
Molecular function (GO): serine-type endopeptidase activity
Source: RefSeq, a predicted model, not a curated record
AUGUGGCUCCUGGUUCUGUGCCUCAUCAUGUUUCUGGGGGGGACUGGUGCUGCACCCCAUGUCCAGAAUCGGCUUGUCGGAGGCUCAGAGUGUGAAAGAAACUCCCAGCCCUGGCAGGUGGCGGUGUACCAUUUUAGCAGCCCCCAGUGUGGGGGCGUCCUGUUGAACCCCCAGUGGGUGUUGACGGCUGCCCAUUGCUUCAGCAGCAAUUACCAGGUCUGGCUGGGUCGCCACAACCUGUUUGAAGAUGAAGAGCAGGCUCAGUUCUCCCUUGUCAGUGGCAGCUUCCCACACCCAGGCUUCAACAUGAGCUAUGCUAAGUUACACGAUCGCGUUCCAGGAGUAGACUACAGCCAUGACCUGAUGCUCCUCCGUCUGACAGAGCCGGUCCGGAUCACCGACGCCGUGAAGCCCGCCAGCAUGCCCACCCAGAAAGCAGAGAUAGGCACAACCUGCGUUACCUCUGGAUGGGGCAGCAUUGCAUCAGAAAAAUUCAAAUUCCCAGACGAACUCCAGUGCAUGGAGAUGAAGCUCCUGCCGAAUGAAGCGUGUGAAAAAGCACAUCCCCAGGAUGUGACAGAGUUCAUGCUGUGUGCAGGGAACCCACCGGCUCACCCGGACACCUGUGUGGGAGACUCAGGGGGCCCGCUGGUCUGCGAUGGGGAGCUGCAAGGCAUCACCUCAUGGGGCUACUUCCCAUGUGGCGCCCCGAACUCCCCACCCUUAUUCGCCUAUGUUUUCAAGUACAAGAAGUGGAUAGAAGACACUAUGGCCAGUAACCCCUGAGCCCAGCUUCUCCCCACUCCCAGUAAAGCCAAAUACGCAUCA